GUGUGCGCUGUGUGAGUGAGAGAGAGAAGGGAUAUUCAGUGUGUGUGUGCUGUGUGUGCCAGUGAGAGAGAGGGGGCCUCUUGUGCGGUGAGAGAGGGCUGCGUUCAGGGCUGCACUCCCGGUGACUCUGCGCGUGUCCGCGUUGUUUGUUCUCAUUAUUUUUGGGGUGGUGGGGGGGGGAUUGUUUUUUUGCGGAGAAAGCGAAUACGCAAAGCAGCAACAGCAGCAACAGCAAUUAAAGAGUUCCACACGGAGCGAUUGAAGAAGGAGACGAGUCCAGCGGACGCUUGCCGAGGAGAUCAAAGCGAGCCUGGAGUCUGUGCGCUCCGUGUGGACGAGCAAGGGAGGCAGCCAGUCGUCCCGGCACACCCUCGCAGCCAUGGGCUGUACAAUGAGCAGCGAGGAUAAGGCUGCGGUGGAGAGGUCGAAGAUAAUCGACCGUAAUCUUCGGGAGGACGGGGAGAAGGCGGCGAAGGAGGUCAAACUACUCCUGCUCGGUGCCGGUGAAUCUGGCAAAAGUACCAUCGUCAAACAGAUGAAGAUUAUCCACGAAGACGGCUACACGCCCGAGGAGUGCCUGCAAUACAAGGCCGUGGUGUACAGCAACACCAUACAGUCGAUCAUCGCGAUUAUUCGCGCCAUGGGCAACCUCCGCAUCGAGUUUUCCGACAUGAGCCGAGCGGACGAUGCGCGGCAGCUGUUUGAGUUGGCGAGCACGUCGGAGGAGGUGGCGCUCACGCUGGAGCUCGCUGGGAACAUUCAGCGGCUGUGGAUGGACGAGGGCGUGAAGACCUGCUUCGGUCGUGCCAACGAGUACCAGCUCAACGACUCGGCUGCGUACUACCUCAACGACCUGGAGCGGAUCUCGCGACCCGACUACGUGCCAACGCAGCAGGACGUGCUGCGCACGCGCGUCAAGACCACGGGCAUCGUGGAGACGCACUUCACCUUCAAAGACCUCCACUUCAAGAUGUUUGACGUGGGAGGGCAGCGCUCCGAGCGGAAGAAAUGGAUCCACUGCUUCGAGGGCGUCACCGCCAUCAUCUUCUGCGUCGCCAUGAGUGCCUACGACCUGGUCCUGGCCGAGGACGAGGAGAUGAACCGCAUGCAGGAGAGCAUGAAACUCUUCGACAGCAUAUGCAACAACAAGUGGUUCACAGAGACGUCCAUUAUCCUCUUCCUCAACAAGAAGGACAUCUUCGAGGAGAAGAUUGCCCUCUGCCCCAUCACCUCGUGCUUCCCCGAGUACACGGGCCCCAGCACGUACGAGGCGGCCUCGUCCUACAUCCAGAACCGCUUCGAGGACCUCAACAAGCGCAAGGACACCAAGGAGAUCUACUCACACUUCACCUGCGCCACCGACACCAAGAACGUGCAGUUCGUCUUCGACGCCGUCACCGACGUCAUCAUCAAGAACAACCUCAAGGACUGCGGCCUCUUCUAGAGCCGCGAGCGCCCGCCUCCCCACACACCACCCCCUCCGAACCCCGGUUUGCUCGGCGCGUCCGCCCUGCUACCAAGCGGCCGCACGAGCCAAACAAGUCAAGUGACCUUCUACCAGUCUCUACGUGUUUCACAAAACGACCGGUGACCUUGGGCAGCCCUGACCGCAAAACUUCAGGCGCUAAAAUCCUGCAACACUAUCUACUUCUGAUGACCGGUGCCCCCCCACUCCUACUCUCACACGGCAUAUUUAUAGCAUUCGGCCUGUAGAUGAAAGUGUCUGUAAAAUAGCGUGAUGUGACUGAAGCUGGUUCUUGACCAAAUGCCUGGAUCUCUGCGCGAGUGUUUUAUUUUCUCUCUUUCUCUCUCACUCUCUCUCUCUCUCUCGAAGUUUACCGUACUUCUGUGUACUGUCCUUCAACGAAAGUAUAUUAUUUUUUACUGUGGGGAAAGCAGACAGGCUUGAAAAUGAAACAUAAAUAACAUUCGAGUUAAAUUACAAAGUAAAAGCUGCUUACCUAAAAUGCGUUUUAGAGUUUAAUGUGCGUGGCGUGUAGCUGCCUCUGUAGUUCUAGUCUUACCGAUAUUUAGCCUGCUAUGAAUCUUCACCUGUAGCAUUAGUUUGUUGUCAGUAUUGUUAUUUAAUGAAAGUCCCUCGGUUAACGUUUUGCUUGGAUGGAUUUUCCACUCUUGCGUAGAUGCUUGCAGCCGUGCAUGCUAACACCAGUUGUAAGUCACAGUAACAAAAGCAUUCCGGUUUUUUUGCUAGUGAUGAUGACGUGUUCCAAUUCUAAAUAUAAAAGAAAAUCAAAAUCCAAUCUCGCCCGAUGUUUAAUGUUUUUGUUAAAUUUGGAUAAAGCAGACUUUUACAUUUUUGGUACACUUAAAGUGCGGUGUAGAUAGUUUGAUGAUAGGCCUUUGCGAGCAGCCUAGAGUUAGAAAAUCCUACACGAGCCACUUUUGGUUUGGUGUUUUUGUGAAGUUGACAUUGUAAAUACAUCUUGCGGGUUUAGAAAGCCCAUUCAUGACACGUACAGAGCGCGUCCCUUCAUUCAUCCCAAAAGGCUUUGUCGCCUGCAACCACCGCUCGUUCCACUGAAUAUAAAAGGGGUUUAGCCCAACUUUUGACAGAAAACCAGUGUGCUAAAUCAACUCAAAUCAUGAGUACAUUUGAUAUCUGUACCAUUCUUACAGUGCAGGGCUAUCACGAGGGUGCAAUAUUUCAGUUGGGAGCAGCCUGCUGUAGCUGCGCAGUCGGCUGGCGAUGUCGCGAUGCCGUUUCACCAAAAGAAGGAAUUUGCGAGUCCGUCGUCAAAACUUGGACUUUCACGACAGCGGCGACGGCGGCGGUGGCGGAAGUUGUUUUUGAACCGCCUCACGGGAUCUCUAACGCCGUUCUGUGAUGGGCACAGCGCGUGGCAAUCGUGGUAUUAACCAGGGGGGCGGCUGCUGGUCACGAACCGCGAACCUUCGCGACAAGCGGCAGACACCCACUCCUGCUAGGCCAUGCCGAUGUCGACAAAUACAUCCCUAAUCGCUUGAACAUUCUGAGCAUGAUUUCGAUUUAAAACUUUCGUGACUGCAGGGAUUCAUCUUCUUGGUUCUUUCGGUAAAGUCACGUAGAAGGGAAAUAA
Lethenteron reissneri (Far Eastern brook lamprey) is the source of this 3077-nucleotide messenger RNA. RefSeq names its product guanine nucleotide-binding protein G(i) subunit alpha-1-like. Gene Ontology annotation, cellular component: heterotrimeric G-protein complex; cytoplasm. Gene Ontology annotation, biological process: G protein-coupled adenosine receptor signaling pathway; adenylate cyclase-inhibiting G protein-coupled receptor signaling pathway; gamma-aminobutyric acid signaling pathway. The record is from RefSeq and is a predicted model, not a curated record. NCBI's taxonomy places the organism in Eukaryota, Metazoa, Chordata, Hyperoartia, Petromyzontiformes, Petromyzontidae. Gene Ontology annotation, molecular function: GTPase activity; GTP binding; G-protein beta/gamma-subunit complex binding.